CGAAUGGUGAUGCAAGCCUUUAGUCGGAUGCGUCCUUUGCGCAUCUCGGCGAUAAUAGUUGUCUCCAUCAGUGCAUUCUUUAUAAUAUACCUCUCAUUUGGAUCAUUCUCUCGUCCUGGUAACAUCAAUGCUCAUUUAUCAUUACCAACCCAAGAUCCAGAAACCCUUAAAAGACUCGCAGAAGAAGAUCAGCGCAGACGGGAAGAAGAACAAAAAUUUCUUGAAGAAGAGAGACGCCUCACACGUCUUCGAUGGAUAGAAAAUCAUCGCAGCGUUAUUGAGCCUGUUAUAAAGGCAACAACCAAAGACAUAGAUCAACUUGUAAUAUCUCAUGAUAUAGCUAUCACUAAUCCUAUAAACCCAUGGACAGAUGCGGAUAAACGCCUUUUGGAAACAUCUCUUGGCCAGAAAUUGCUGGCGGAUCUGUUUACUAUCCCCGAGCCAAUACCUAACUUUAAGACACUUACGUUUCAACAACGUGUAUACAAAGGUCUUUUUCAGUACCUUGAUCCUAUCAUUACUGAAGGUCAAAUUGACGUAACUACAGACCCCACAUACAGUUCUACUUGGGAUCUUUUUCAAAAACUUGAAAACACACUUUAUCCAUGGAUUUCGCCACAUUGGGAAAAUUCAUUUCACAUCAACAACAACACCCGCGGAAGAGGUAUUGUUAUUUGCGUAGGCAACAAUCAAUUUAAAUACGCUGCAACCACAAUCCGUGGAAUUCGCCAAGUCCUCCAUUCGAACCUACCUAUCGAAGUAUUCUACAUCAGAGAGAAUGAUUUGUCGCCCAUAAAACGUCAGUACCUUGAAACAGAGUUUACUGACGUCAAAACACGCCAGGUGGUACAUUCCAUAAAUGACCGAUUUACUCAAUUUGGUGGUUGGGCUGUUAAGCCAUAUGCGAUACUGGCCAGUAGCUUCUCUGAAGUCAUUCUGAUGGAUGCGGACGUCUUCUUCUUUAAGCGGCCCGAUAUUUUGUUUGCCGAUGCUGGCUACAAGAAGACGGGCGCACUAUUCUUUUAUGAUCGCACCCUUUUUUCAGGAUGGUCAAAGGGUAGAAUGUGGCUACAGUCAUUUUUGCCUACCGGAAGCUCUUUAUUAAAGGAAACGCGAUGGUGGAAAAGUACAUCCGCGCAUGAACAAGAGUCAGGUGUUGUUGUGAUUAAUAAAAAUAAAUCACUAUUGGGACUCUUGUCAACUUGUAAGAUGAAUGACAAGCAAGAGAGAGACAAGGUGUCAUACCAAUACGCUCAUGGUGAUAAAGAGACAUUUUGGAUUGGAUUUGAGAUGGUUCAAACCCCAUAUUCUUUCAUCAAGUCGUAUGGUGCUGUAAUCGGAGGAUUAGGAGAUGCGGGAGAUCCAAGUAUGGUGUGUGGAAACCAGCUUCAUUUAGACGUAGAUCAGGAACCACUCUGGUGGAAUGGGGGAUUGUUACGAGAUAAGAACAAGUGGCCAGAUCGAUACCUCACCUUUACACACUAUGCACAGGGUGUUGACUGGGCGUUUGAGACAUCCUGUAUCCGUGAGACGGAUAAAAUUCGAGAUUUUAGCGCUAAGGAUAGAAAGACUGCUUUGGAAUAUGUCACUCUAGAUCAGCAGCGAAGAAAAGACCAAAACCUUAUAGAGAAAGCCAUUUGGAAGCCUAAACCCAAGAUUUCUCCUGAAGACGAUAUGGAGGAGGAAUAGUAAUUAUUUCCUUUUUGAAUUGACCAUCUGUAUGAAUACCACUUUGUUUUUUGUGUAAAUUAUCUUAAGAUUGUCUCUGAUAAUGAAUAUUAUUAUAAACAUCUCUAAAUAUCUAUAUCCAAAUAUAUAUAUAUAUAUAUUUGGGAU
Molecule: messenger RNA, 1836 nt
Organism: Phycomyces blakesleeanus NRRL 1555(-)
Lineage: Eukaryota; Fungi; Mucoromycota; Mucoromycetes; Mucorales; Phycomycetaceae
Product: glycosyltransferase family 71 protein
Exons: 4
Coding region: 4-1689 (561 amino acids)
Biological process (GO): protein O-linked glycosylation
Cellular component (GO): Golgi apparatus
Molecular function (GO): alpha-1,3-mannosyltransferase activity
Source: RefSeq, a predicted model, not a curated record